GGUGGAGGGCUGCACAGGGCAGGCCGCUGAUGGGCGGCGGUGUUGGUUAGCUCCUGUGCGGCAGGGCCUUCCGCCGCUCUGCCCAGCACACCGCUGGAGAGCUGGCAUUUCACUUGGUGCUCCCCCUUAGUCUAUGGUCUCAGUGAAUCCAGCGUUAGCGAGUGAGUCGUUUGAACACUGCGCAGCCUUGGGCUGCGCUCCGCUCUCUGUUGUUUUCAGGAACAGCUUCUAGUGGGGGCAGACAGUGCUACCAUGUCGCAACUCACUGCGUGGCGCUUUGCUGUGUUGUCCUGCUCUGUGCCAGCAAGUGGAGGGCCAAGUCCUGGACAUCUUCCCCUAGAGGAGAUUUAUGAACAGUGGUUUUGUUUGUGUAGCACAGGGGGCAAACUCCAAGCAUCUUGCAGUGCCGAGGAUCCCUCAGCCCAGAUCAAAGGUGACAAGAAUAGCAGAGAAGUUAAGAAUGAUGCAGAGAACACAGAUGUGAAGAACAAAGAAGAGAAGAAGGAGUUGAGCCCAGUGCAGUGGGGGAGAGGAGAAGAAGCCUAAAUCUUCUUCCCAGGUGGGUGACAAUGCCUGUCGAAAGGAUGCGGAUGCGCCCCUGGCUGGAAGAGCAAAUCAACUCUAACAGGAUACCAGGGCUGAAAUGGCUAAAUAAGGAGAAGAAGAUUUUUCAGAUUCCCUGGAUGCAUGCUGCAAGACACGGGUGGGAUGUUGAAAAAGAUGCUCCCUUAUUUAGAAACUGGGCAAUUCAUACAGGAAAAUACCAGUCAGGAGUAGAUAAACCUGAUCCAAAGACAUGGAAGGCAAACUUCCGUUGUGCUAUGAACUCCCUGCCUGACAUAGAAGAAGUGAAGGACAAAAGUAUAAAGAAAGGAAACAAUGCCUUCAGGGUGUACCGGAUGCUGCCGUUAUCUGAAAGACCUUCCAAAAAAGGGAAAAAAACAAAGUCCGAGAAAGAUGACAAAUUUAAACAAAUUAAGCAAGAGCCAGUCGAAUCAUCUUUUGGGAUUAAUGGGCUAAAUGAUGUCACUUCUGACUAUUUCCUGUCCUCCAGUAUAAAAAAUGAAGUUGACAGUACGGUGAACUUUGUAGUUGUAGGACAGUCUCACCUUGAUGGCUGCAGCGAGGAGCAAGUGAUAGUUGCCAAUCCUCCUGACAUUUGCCAAGUAGUAGAGGUGACAACAGAAAGCGAUGAAAAGCCCCUCAGCCUGAGCCAGCUGUACCCGCUCCAGAUCUCCCCUGUCUCAUCUUAUGCAGAAAGUGAAACGACCGACAGCGUUCCAAGCGAUGAAGAAAAUGCAGAGGGACGGCUUCAUUGGCAGAAGAAAAACAUUGAAGGCAAACAGUAUCUCAGCAAUCUGGGUAUGAGGAACACUUCUCAUAUGCUUCCCAGCAUGGCAACUUUUGUAGCCAACAAGCCUGACCUCCAAGUCACCAUCAAGGAAGAAAGCUGCCCACUGCCUUACAACAGCUCCUGGCCCCCUUUCCCAGACAUCCCUCUGCCACAAGUAGUGUCUACAGCCUCCACUAGCAGCGGCCGGCCAGACCGCGAGACACGGGCCAGCGUCAUCAAGAAAACAUCAGACAUCACCCAGUCAAGAGUCAAGAGCUACUAAGCCUUUGAUGGCGUGGGGUUUUAGCUUCGUUUUGUUUGGGUUUGUAUUUUAUGUUUCUCUAGGAGAGGUUCAUCCCUUGACGCACACGAGACAAAUCUAAGGUAAAGCCUUGGCAAUAUAAACCAUUGCUGUGUCCGCCCCCAGUGCCACAGUGUUUCUAACUCAGGACUCCAGCCGUCAGUACUUACACCUGAACCCAGGCGGAUCUCCACGGUUGCUGUGCAGGCAAACAACCAGAGAACUUUGGCCCACUUGCAGGUUCCAGUGUUUCAUAAGAGGACCAACCAACCACAAGGGAAGUGGUGCUGCUGCGCUUCUUGCUGUCAAGGCUGUGAUGGAACUGAAAGCCUCAGAAUGGAAGAGAAAAUGUGAACUAGCUGGAAUAUUUUUAAAUAAAGAAAAAAAUCUAUUGUGAAUAUUGUACAUAGUGCAGUACUAGCAACGUUGCAGUCUGCUUCUGCACCUUAUUAAGAAAGCACUUACAAAAGGCCUUUUAUUACCUUGCUCUACUUAAUGGCACAUUGAAGGUCCCUCCCCACCUGUAUUCUUUUCCAAGGCUAUUCUUGCUAAAGUGUCUUUAAAGAAUAGAGGAAAGGAAAGGAAGUAAAAACUUCCAUGUGGAUUUCAUAUGUUUUAAGACUGCUUUUCUCAUGUUUGUUUCUAAUCAGCUAUGCUUGAACGCUGCGUGGUACAAUAGAGAAAAAGAAAAAAGAAACCUAUUACAGAGAUAUUAUGCAAAUUCCCAGAUUUAAAAGAAAAAAAAAAAAGAGAGAAGAAGAAGAAAAAUACUCUAAUUCUAACCAGAGCAAGCUUUUUUAUUUUUUAUACAGGGGAAUAUUUUAUUCAAAAUAAAAUUCUAAAAUGAAUAUAAUUUUUUUUAAUCUUUUCUACAGCAAAUUUAUAAUUUUAAGAGUCAGUCCUUGGUUAUCAGCAGUUAUUACAUCCUUGUGGCACAUUUUUCUUUUUUUUUUUAAUUUUGUAAAGGUGAAAUAGCUUUUAUGAGCUCAUGUAGCAAUCAGAUUAUCCUGUGGAUUGAUAAUAAAUAUGGUAUAUAGUUAAAUUUUUAAUAA
This is a messenger RNA of Pogoniulus pusillus (Red-fronted tinkerbird), 2686 nucleotides long. RefSeq names its product interferon regulatory factor 2 (gene IRF2). Bases 570 to 1616 code for a protein of 348 amino acids. Lineage: Eukaryota; Metazoa; Chordata; Aves; Piciformes; Lybiidae. The record is from RefSeq and is a predicted model, not a curated record. Gene Ontology annotation, biological process: immune system process; regulation of transcription by RNA polymerase II. Gene Ontology annotation, cellular component: nucleus. Gene Ontology annotation, molecular function: RNA polymerase II cis-regulatory region sequence-specific DNA binding; DNA-binding transcription factor activity, RNA polymerase II-specific. The transcript has 10 exons.